Molecule: messenger RNA, 1125 nt
Organism: Mesitornis unicolor (brown roatelo)
Lineage: Eukaryota; Metazoa; Chordata; Aves; Mesitornithiformes; Mesitornithidae
Gene: POLR1F
Product: TWIST neighbor
Exons: 5
Coding region: 1-1125 (374 amino acids)
Biological process (GO): DNA-templated transcription; DNA-templated transcription initiation
Cellular component (GO): RNA polymerase I complex
Source: RefSeq, a predicted model, not a curated record
AUGAAGUUCAACAAGCAGAAGUGCAAAGUCCUGCAUCUGUGGAGAAACAAUCCCGUGCAGCUGUAUAUGCUGGGGGUUACCCAGCUGGAAAGCAGCUUGGCACAAAAUGACCUGGUGUUCCUGGUGGACACCAAGUUGAACAUGAACCAGCAACGUGCCCUUGCUGAAAAGAAGGCAAAUGGCCUGGUGGUGGCGCCGCACCGCAGGCAUGUUGCGCUGGCGCCGCGCUACCUGGGCCGCAAGUGCACCGGCAUCCGCGCCCAGCUCGACGCCGAGCUUCUGCGCUACUCGGAAAGCCUUCAGGGUGUGCCGGUGGCUUACGACAACAUCAAAGUGGUGGGUGAGCUUGGGGACAUUUACGACGACCAAGGGUUCAUCCACGUGAACAUCGAGGCGGACUUUAUCAUCUUCAGCCCCAAGAAGGGGAAAAAACUGGUGGGUGUAAUUAAUAAAGUGGCCCCUAGUCAUAUUGGCUGCCUGAUACAUGGAUGCUUCAAUGCAUCUAUCCCUAAACCUGAGCAUAUGUUGAUUGUACAGUGGCAAGAGCUGGGGUUAAAAAUAGGGGAUGAACUGAAAUUUCGAGUAUUGCACUUGGAUUCUGAUGCAGCUGGAGUGUUCUUCAUUCGAGGAGGACUCACUAAAAGCAGCAUGAAGCCCAAACCAUCUGAGACUGUUACUGACAGUGCAAAUGGAGAUGAAAGUCAGAAGCUUGACUCCCAGGAAAAUGACUUGAAUGACUCUGGGGGAGAUAAUGUCACAGAGGAGCCUCUAAGUGAGAUGGAUAACACUGGAAGGGAAAAUGCAGAAGAGCAAAGUGUUGAUGCUGUGAAUGGAUUGUGUGAUGAUAAAAACAUGAAGAAGAGGAAGAAAAAGAAAAAGCAUAAGCAAGAAGAACGGGAACAUGCAUUGCCUACCAGUGAUUCCAGUGGUUACCAAAGUGAUCAUAAAAAGUCAAAGAAAAAGAAAAGAAAGCAUUGUGAUGAAGUUGAAGAAAGCGAGUUAUCUCAGCUGUCACAAGAGCCCAAAGCUAAAAAGAAAAGAAAGCAUUGCAAUGAAGGUGAAGAAAGUGAAUUAUCUCAGCGGUCACAAGAACUUAAGGCUAAAAAGAAAAAGACUGAAGUCUGA